GGUGGCUGUGGGAGCGGCCCUGGUCUGCGUGCUGCUAAAGCCGUGUUUCUCUCCUGCAAAUCUAAGGUGUCUUCAUGAACAAUUUAAAUGACCCUCCUAACUGGAACAUCCUGCCAAAUCAACGAGAGCCUGGGGAUGAAGGCAGCAGAUGGAACUACGCCUUGCUGGUCCCCAUGCUGGGCUUGGCCGCCUUCCGUUGGAUCUGGACCAGAGAAUGUCAAAAAGAAAUAGAAAGAGAAAAAAAAGAAUAUGAUAAAAAACGUUCAUCUUUACAAAAAGACCUGGAAGCCAAAUACCGGGAUAUAAUCACAGAAAAUCGUCGCACAGUUGCUCAUUUGGAGUUGGAGCUUGAAAAGGAACGCAACAGAACCCUGAGUUACCGUGAAGCCCUCGUGUCCCAGAGUCGGAAACUAGUAGAGGAAAGAAGGAUCUUAGAACAGGAGAAGGAGAAAUUAGAGCAAGAAAAACAAGUCCUUUUGCACUCAGGAGCAGCAGGUAACUUGUACCAGAGUUGUCUGGCAAAGGAAGAAGAGUGGCAAAAGAAAGCCAAUAUUUUACUAAAGGAAUUUGAAGAGGGACUUAAAGAAAGACAGGACAUCUACUGCAGUCUUGUUGUACCUAGAAGCCAGAGACUAGAAAUAGAGAAAAAUCUGCUAGUUAAAGCAGAUACUGAUCCUGUUGCUAUGGCUCUACAUAUGGAAAGUGGCUUAAAAGAUAUUUUCAGACAUGAUAACUACUGUGGCAAUCUGCUGAACAGAAACAAAAGUCAAAAUGGAAGACUUAUGUGGCUGUAUCUGAGACACUGGGAACUAGCUAUUGAACUACAGAAGUUCAAGAGGGCAGAAAAGGCCAUGUUAGGAAAACGAUAAGUAGGGGAAGUAGUGGGAUUUUAUGUGAUCCACCGUGCACAGUAGAGACAAUCACAGUUGUAGUCUGAAGCUGCUAAAUUCUCCAACUGUGUUUCCGAUUCUCCUCCUUAUUGCACUUAUAUUUGCAUGGGACAUGUGCAGUGUUGGUGCCUUUCCUUUCACUGUCUAACAACAUGCUCCAGUGAGCUAUGCAUGCUCUUAAACUCUGUGAGUCUGUUUGUAUUGCAGACUGCAGUGUAGUAUAGAGAUACGCCAGCUUCCAUAGGUAUCAGAAACAGCAAAACAGAACUCCAUUUAGACUGAUUGACCU
Tauraco erythrolophus (red-crested turaco) is the source of this 1179-nucleotide messenger RNA. The record is from RefSeq and is a predicted model, not a curated record. Lineage: Eukaryota; Metazoa; Chordata; Aves; Musophagiformes; Musophagidae.